AUGUCAGAGAUCUCAAAUACAAUUAAGAAGUUACAAAUCUUGAAUAUCAUCAAGCAGAACUUCAAUACCAAAACUCAGAGGUACCUUAGUAGAGUAUAUAAGAAGAUGAAUAAGACUGUCGGAACCGAGACUGUUGCUUCACGCACUAUCAUAUACGUCUCCUUUGGAGGACUGCUUAUGAAGUUGGAGGCGCAGAGGAGCGACGUGGACGAGGCUAUUCGUCUUGAUGACCGUCUAUACCUCCUCAUGAGGAAAGUUUACUAA
Messenger RNA from Perkinsus marinus ATCC 50983, 264 nucleotides. RefSeq lists its product as hypothetical. Gene Ontology annotation, biological process: DNA-templated transcription. The transcript has 3 exons. Lineage: Eukaryota; Perkinsozoa; Perkinsida; Perkinsidae. The coding region runs from base 1 to 264 and encodes 87 amino acids. The record is from RefSeq and is a predicted model, not a curated record. Gene Ontology annotation, molecular function: DNA-directed RNA polymerase activity.